GGCUCCGGGGGGAAGAUGGCGGCGUCCUCGCUGGAGCAGAAACUAUCCCGAUUGGAGGCCAAGCUGAAACAGGAGAACAGGGAGGCCCGGCGACGCAUCGACCUCAACUUGGAGAUCAGUCCUGCCCGGGCGCGGCCUAUUAUUGUGAUCACUCUAAGCCCUGCUCCCGCUCCAUCCCAACGUGCAGCGUUGCAGCUUCCCUUAGCCAAUGAUGGCAGCAGCCGCUCCUCCUCUUUGGAGAACUCACCUCAGCAUCACACUCAUCCAUCCCGCCCUCGUAACAUGCUGGGUCUGCCUCAGCCACCCUUCCUCAUGCACAGAAGCAUGGAGAGUAUAGAGAUCGAUCAGAAACUGCAGGAAAUUAUGAAGCAGACGGGUUACUUGACCAUUGGAGGACAGAGAUACCAAGCAGAAAUCAAUGACCUAGAAAACCUGGGCGAGAUUGGCAGUGGAACAUGUGGACAGGUGUGGAAAAUGCGUUUCAAGAAGACUGGGCAUAUCAUAGCAGUGAAGCAAAUGCGUCGUUCUGGUAACAAAGAGGAGAACAAGAGAAUCCUGAUGGACUUGGAUGUAGUGCUGAAGAGCCAUGACUGUCCCUACAUUGUUCAGUGCUUUGGGACUUUCAUUACAAAUACAGAUGUUUUUAUAGCCAUGGAACUAAUGGGAACAUGUGCUGAGAAGCUGAAAAAACGCAUUCAAGGACCUAUCCCUGAGAGGAUCUUGGGAAAGAUGACUGUAGCGAUUGUCAAGGCACUCUACUACCUGAAAGAAAAGCAUGGUGUUAUCCACAGAGACGUGAAACCUUCCAAUAUCUUGUUAGAUGAGAGGGGCCAAAUCAAACUCUGUGACUUCGGUAUCAGUGGAAGACUAGUGGACUCAAAAGCCAAAACUCGGAGUGCUGGUUGUGCAGCCUAUAUGGCGCCUGAAAGAAUAGAUCCCCCUGAUCCCUCAAAACCAGAUUAUGAUAUCCGUGCAGAUGUAUGGAGUCUUGGCAUUUCUCUGGUUGAGCUGGCUACAGGUCAGUUCCCCUACAAGAACUGCAAAACGGACUUUGAGGUCCUCACCAAGGUGUUGCAAGAAGAUCCUCCACUUCUCCCAAACAACAUGGGAUUUUCUGUAGACUUUCAGUCCUUUGUUAAAGAUUGCCUUACUAAAGAUCAUAGGAAGAGACCAAAGUACAACAAGCUACUUGAACACAACUUCAUCAAGCGUUAUGAGACACUGGAAGUCGAUGUGGCAUCCUGGUUCAAAGAUGUCAUGGCGAAGACAGAGUCCCCCCGCACCAGCAGCAUCCUCAGCCAGCACCACCUGCCAUUCUUCACCAGGUAGCCAUGCAGUGUGGCUGUCAUGCCAGAGAAGGUCUCCUUGGCAGUUAGAGCUCGCAGAGAGGGGCAGGAGAGAGUGCCACACCAUAACAGGCACCUACCUGCACCGGAGCAACUCUUCAGCGGCAUGAACUCUUCACUUUGCCUGCUCAGUCACCCUUGUUGGUUUCAUCUUCUCCUUCAGUAUUGCCCAGAAGAGAUGGGGGAAUUGCCUAGUCUGUUUUGAAUGCAGGUGUGUUGCUUCCCCUGUUUGCAUCUCACCACCAGGCAGCCGAAGAAUGCAAGGCUUUGGGCAAGAGGGCCUUUGUAUCUUGAUGAACCGCCUGCCAAGAGGAGUUGCCAGUCCACCAAGUGAGUGUGUGCUCCCUGCUUCUCUGUCCACCAUGACUGGAGGCUCACGGCCACAUAACAGUGACCUUUGCUCAUGCACUGUGAACAGACACAAAACACACAAAAGGAAAAAGAAACAAUAUUUUUUUUACCACUUAUUUAUUAAGUUUGGACUUCUGACGUUGCGGGCUGCCUGCUGCACCCCUUCGCCAAUCCUUGCAUUAUUAUAUGUCCUUUUUUGUUUGUGUUUUUGGAAUUGUAUUUGCUGAGGGGGAGUAGGGUUGGGAGUAGCUGCUGCUUUAGAGUCUGAGCUUAGCUAUUGCUGUUGUAUUGGUUUCAUUUUUUCCUUGGGCAGGGUGGGGAGGGGGGCAGAAAGGGAGAGUUUUGAGGGUUAUUCUCACUCAAGAGUAGCUCAGUUUAAGUGAUUUUUUCCUCUUCAAUUCUUUUUGAUCUCAGGGGUUCCUAUUCCUUUGUUUUGAGCGUGAACAAAGUUAUGUCGAUGACAUUUUAUUUACCAAAGCGUGUGUUUGGUGCUUGGAUAAAUGCUUGUUCAUUUUCUUCCAGUAUUUAAGAAAAGGAGAAGCAAAGCUUAAAGAUAAUCCUGGCAUCAAGAGAGCCAUUUUUUAAAAAAAAAGUUUCAACCCAAAUGUUCCCUUACGGCCGUGUGUUAGGGACUUUUUUUAAACAAAAAUUAGAUGCUAAUACAUUUGCCCCAUCGGACCUCUCAUGGUCUUCCUGUGCCAGAUUCUUAACUGUAGCCGCUGUAUAUUUUCAGUUGAGUAGUCAACGAAUUUGCUGUCAGGAGACUGUGGACUAGAAUCUGCACUGUUCUGCUCAAACUUUUUAGCUUCUCAAAGGUGAGAUCCUGAACAAUCCAAAAUGCUCAGAAGAACAAGGAUAAGAUACCUCCUGCACCAUUCUCUGUUUCAUAAUAGGGCUAUUUUUCUGUUGGUGUUUUUCACAGGUCAGAAGGCAAGAGGGACAAGAUCCAGGUAUUGCUGAGGUGCCUCUUAAAUGGGGACAUUCUGUGGGAGCUGGAGGGUCUGGAUCACUGAUGCAAUGAUCGUUGAUAGAAUUCUUUAGGGGCACCAUCAGCUUUGGGAAUGAGACAGACCGGCUUUGGGGGAAUGAGCCAUAGUUUUCCUCUUGAAUUACUCUUCCAGUAACAGAGUUGCAACUUUUUCAGAUCGCUCAAAAGGCUCACACAAAAGAUCUGUGUAUUAGCCUGCUCGUGAGACAUAAUUCCUGCUUUCUCCUGCUUGCAAAGGUUUUGGGUAGUGUGUCCCAGUCCUCUGGAUAUUGGAAUUAAAGUUGUAAUUCAUGGCACAGAUACUGAGCUUUCAAAUAUUAUGCAGAGGAAGCCAUAUCAGGACACUAGAUGUAAAAAUCAGCUUUACAGAAACACUCCCCUCCCCAAUAUAAAAGUUUAUGAACGUUUGAGGCUGAUGUCAUGCAGUACUUGGAAUGUCCUGAAAAGAAAUAUAGCUGAAGAUAAUGAUAAAUCCAAGGAUGUUUCUUUAACACCUCUCUUGAGUGUUCUGCAUUAGAGCUAACGGGGUAAGAGCAGUUUUAGCAUAAUUCAGGCUUAGGCAUUUGUCCCCAGCCUGAAUUACCAAAGUCAUACGUUUACUGUAGGUCAUAAAGUUACGUGGGGCAGAAGUGAGGCUUUCAUGCAUGGGAAGAUGAAACGAUUUGCCAUGUGAAAAGGAAAGUGCCAUGUAAGGGAAGUGGUUAGCUUGCAUUUUCUAUAAUUUUUUCAUUGUUCAACGGCUGUUAAUAAAAAGAUGCAAUUUUCCAAAGAUCUGAGAACAAGGCUUUUGUUUCUACAAGUUGGAAGUUCUUGAUCCAGAUAGGAGUCUUUGGAUGCAGCAUAAUGUAGAAUGUAUGUGUUGCUAUACUGCCCUCAUAGUGACAUGGCAGCAUUUUUUCAGAUGAUGGACAGCUAUUUCUUCUUCCUUGAGGUUCCGCCAGGCCACUAGAUUGUGCCAGAAAGGAAACAUGGUAGUGCACAUUGGGUGAAGGGGUACCAGAAGUUGGAAAGGAUGAUGAAAAGAAGUGCAGCAUGCUGAGAUGAAGGUUUUUGAUUAAAGAUAUUGAAGCAGGGAAUUUUAAUAGUUUUCUUGGAAGUGAGGUAGUAUGAGUGAAGCCAGGGGAAGUUGUGCAGAGAGUGUAUAAUGCAGUACUGAUCAUGGUACCAAGGAAGGCUUUUGCGAGCUGUUUAACCACCAUUUUAACUUCCUAUAAUGUUGUGAAAACCUCAACAAGGAAGUUUUUGUAUGCACAUCCUCUCUGCUAGCUAUGAUGUUUUCCUAACUUCUCCAGUGUUUUAAGAGAGCAUAGAAAAUUAUGAAUUCUUCCAAAGGCAUUACAUAACAUUAAGAUCUUUAAGGUGAUGUUUAGUGGCCUUUGUCAAGUUUACAGCCCAAAAUGGAAUGUUCAGUAUAGGAACAGAGUUUAGUAAUCUUAAACUCCAGUAUCUGCCCAUGAUACUGGGCAUAUUUUACAUUAGAUGUUUGAAGUUGAAGUGCUGUUUUGUGUUUCACGCCAGCCUAGGAAAUACAAAGAUUUAAGAACUUUAUCUUGAGGCCUCCACAAAAAAUGUACCUUGUUAGAUAUCCUUCUUAUGGAAAGAUACUUGGGUAUGAACAUAUUCCGUUACACUUGUAAUGGUGUUCGGUUUUUCUCAGUGACAGGCUCUUGUUCACCAGCUAGUUUUUGAAUGGUACAAGAAUUGUUAUGUUGAUUUUUGCAAGUUAGUUUGAUGUGUUCAUCUUAGGGGAAGAGAGGUCUGGGUUUGUCUUCUGGAGAUUGUUUUGGCUGGGAAGUUAAACACCUUGGAUAGAGAAUGUUGGGGAAAGUAAAGAGCAGAGAGGUGUUGAAGAGUGAAGGCUAGGGUUCCAAACUCUUACUGAAAAACAGUUUUGCAAGUAGGGAUUGGAAAUGGGCUUUGUGGAGAAGAAAGUGUUGUCAGGAUAAAGUGAAGAGUGCACAAGGAAAGUACUGAAGGUGAGGGGAAGGGUUAAAGGUGAUUAAUUGAAGUGGUCUCCUGGGCAGCAGUUGAAUAGCUUGCUCCUAAUUGCUGGAAGUGCAUCCCUUCUGGCUUGCUGCUUGUGUUUUUUGUUUACCUCACUGUUAAAAAUAUUUCAGCAUAGAUGGCAAGAAAUUGGUAUUACAUGGUAUGACAGCUGGCAUUGCUACUCCUCCAAAAUUGCCAGGGGAUCUUAAUAGCAGAGCUAGGAAAGAGUCUUCCUUCCAGCAGAAAUGAAAUGGCUUGAUGUUCAGAGCAGAAACCCCCUCAAAACAGUGUUAUUAGCUGCUGUUGUAAUGAACUGGUUAAACUCGCAAAGCCCACUGAUGAUUACUAGGAGUUGGCUAGACCAUGGAAGUCGUUACCAAAUAGCUGGUUGUACAGGAAUGUUGUUAGGUAACCUGAUCUAGAAUGUAAAGGAAAGCACAUUUCACUCAUCAUUUAAUUGGCCUCGCAAAUAUGAAAUCUUCCUGUUUAGGGCUUUAGGAUUGUAUCUUCUGAUGUAUGAGAAUGUGUUGGCAUGAGUUUUGCCUCUGCACUCAAAGAGUGCUGGUCUAGGAUUCCAGCAAGUAGAGGACCACCAGCAUCUGUGAGUAAGUGUGCCUUCACUUUAAAACAAUGUUGUCAGCUGAUUUUUAAAAAAUUGAAUAAUGCCUCAGUAGUGCCUGUUGAAUGCUUUUGAUUUAAGAAAUAACCCCAUUACUGAAAAGCUGCUUAAAAGAAACAGCCACACUGAGCGUUCAUUUUCAGUGCUGAAUAAUUAAACCUUCCAUCUGGUAGCUUAUACUGCCCGUUGUUUCGCUUUUAACCCUCUAGCGCUGUAAGUUUCCAGACUUUCGAUGUGCUUCUCCUUUUUAGUAUUGUUGAAUUAAUUAGCCCAAGUACUUGGUAGCAUGGCCUGUGAGAUUUCUGCUAUAUAUUUUAUGAACGGUAACAAGAUGGAGCAGAGCAGAGCCAGAUACCAAGAUGUUUUGCCAGUCACCCAAAUUUAUCAUCCUGUCUUUCCAAGCUGAAUAUUAUUGAGAACAAUUUCAGUUGGGUAGCCAUGUUGGUCUGCAGUAGAACAGCAGGAUUUGAGUCUAGUGGCGCCUUAGAGAUCGACAAGAUUUUCAUGGUAUUAGCUAUCUGAAGAAGGGAACUUUGACUCACAGAAAUUUAUACUCUCAAAAUCUUGUUGGUCUAAGAUGCCACUGGACUCAAAUCCUGCUGUUUUUCUGAGAACAGGAAAUUCACAGGAAUUAGACUAUUUUAAUACAAUGAUAGCGGGACUAAAACAUCUAUUUGAGUAUUAAGUAUCUGUUAGAUAGACUGUAAUGCAGUGGUUUGGUGCCCAGAAAAGAGAAUUUUUGCAUGAAACUUUUGCAAGUGUAAGUGAAUGUUAAAGUUCUGGCCUAGAAAUUUUUAUCUCAGAAUUGACAAUAUGUUUGGUUAUAGAUUUAAGAAAGGAAGAUGGAGAAAAUGGCAAGAGUGUUUCAAAAUAAGUGGGUUAAAUUUACCAAAAAAAGUCUGUUGUAGUUGGAGGUUCGUGACUUGGUUGAUACUGGAGUUUUAAAAAGAAAGCUCUUGGAUUUGUUAGAAGAGAUUAUGCAAGAGAAAUACUCCUUAUGUGUUUGGCAAGAAGAUAAUUUGGCUUCUGCUAUUUGGUUUCUUUUGGGAUUUGAAGCUUCUAAAUACUGCAUGCAAACCAUUCUAAAAAUGUUACCUUCUCAAAGAGUGUAGUUCUCCAUUCCUUUAACUUCAAGAGAAAGCAAGAAUAACCUUAAGAAUAACAAGGAGAUUGUCUCACUUGUAAACCAUUCUUAAAGCAAGAUUAAAAAUUAAAAAUUGCUUUAAAAAGGUGCUGAAGUUCAGUUUGAUAAGGGUUUAAAGGCUUUUUCAAAUGUUCAAAAACACGGGAUGUCUUUUCAAGGGAAAAAUUGAGGAGAAUGCAGUUUUAUUGCAUUUUUAUAAUUAUUUUUUUAAUGUAUUGAUUUAGAACAAAUCUUUGUUUUAAUGUUAUUUUUAAUCUGGGUGGCUAAAUGUUUACAAUCGCCUGCCUGACAUCUGCUCUUAAAGUGUGUGGGGAUACUUGGGGGUGGGUGGGGCACAUGUGUGCAGCGGGUGGUGCCUGCCAUUCAAGUGGGGAUUUUAAAACAAAACUGUAAAAAAAAAACAUGCCAAAGGUAAGGCAGAGACUAGCUGGGUAGAUGGUUAUAUUCUAGGCAUUAGCAUUUCACUAUAUUCUCUAUAUAUCAUAUAUUAUAAAUUUGCAUGUUAAAGUAAAUAGAAGUAACUUUUAUCUUGUAUGAAAAGGGAAUUUACCUUUGGAGUACUUGUAAAUUUGGUCACUUGUCUCGAUUCAGGGUUGCCUGAACACCUUAAGCUUUAGGGGCUGCUUGAUUUGUUUUUGUAUCCUUUUGGGGGGGAGGGGUAGCCAGCAAACUUUUGUUUCGCCUUUUAAUUAAAAAGGGCAUGGUUUGUUCAAAGUUUCCUAGAGAGGUUUAAAAGCAAAGCCAAUUAAACAGCAGCAGCAAAAUUGUCUCGAGUUGCUGCCAGCAUGGAACUAAUAGCCAAUUAGUAUCUUCCCAAAUGCUGUAUCUUCCAUUGCUGCUGGCCUGUCAAAUUGAUGUCUACAUCAUAUACACACUUUGAAGGCUUUGUGCCGCUGACAUCCCCUGGACAAUGCUGUACUCCUAGAAGCAGGCAGAAGGCUUUCAGGUGGCUAGUGGUUUACAUUUGCUUGUUUAACCAACUUCUCCAUUUGUUACUUCCGUGAGAUCAAAGCGAUACUUGUGCAUAUUUAUUUAUUGCCCCCAGAGGAGACUGUGCUUGCGUGUUUGUGUGUGUGUGUGUGUGUGUGUAACUUAUUUUUUUAAACUUUCCCUUAAUUACGGGAAUGUGUUUUUCCAUCAGUUGUAUUUGGUUAGGCUGUUGGAUCAAAAUGGAGGGGUGGAGCAUAGCAAAUAUUUGAUGCCAGACAGAUUUUUUUUUUCACUGUUAUCUAAACAAAUAGCAACACCGGAUGCUUGUCGAAGAGAUCUGCACUGAAUUAUAGUUUGGGUGACUUUCCCGUUGUGCAUGAGAGAUUUCAGAGCCAGGUGCCUCAAGUUCAGUGUCACACUUUCAUGCUGUUCAAAGGGUCCAGAAGAGAGUAAAUGACUAGUACGGGGUACGAGGUUUUGGUUUACUCUUCCAAACACUCCGCUGUGCCCUAGAGUUGACAGGACUGAUGAAAUACUCAUGAGAUGCAUAUUUGAGAUGUGUAUCGGGAGAAGGACCGAGGCUAGGAAUUGGAAGCAUCAGGAUCUGCUCACUGGCCACAUUCUGUUGAAAAACGUUUACUUGAAAAAUCUUGAUUUAAAGUAACGUGGAAUAUUUUUGCUUGCCUUCUGGUUUCAGACUUCGAGUUGAACACCAACACUGUAGUCUUUUGGCACAAACUAUUUAAGAUUUUUUUUUCUAAGGUGGAUGAACUAUUUUAAGUUCUUUCAAACCCCUGAAUCAUGGGGGUUUGUGAGAAUGUAUAGCCUUGUAAGUGAGAGGAAAAUAAUCUGCACGGGGGGGGGGGGGGCAGCAGUUUGAUACGGAACUUUAUUCCCAAGAAGCGUCUUCUAUAGCUUCCAUCAUGUUUGGCGCCUUUCACCCCAAAUCACAGAAGGCAUCUUCUGACACUGGUGUACAACAUAUAGACGUGUUGAGAUGUAGAGGGAGAGGUGAUCUUCACCUUGAGUGAUGGUUCCCAUUAUUUCUGGGAAUGAAUCGUAUUAUUUGGUACAUUUUUAUCCUACCACUCCUCCAGGGAGCACGCGGUGGCGUAUUUCGUUCUCCCUGCCUCCAUCUUAUUCUCACAACAUCCCUGUGCAGUAGUUGGGCUGAGCGAGAGAGUGACUGGUCCAGGGUCAUGCAGCAAGUUCCAGUGCAGAGCAGGGAUUUGAACCUGGGUCUUCCAGAUCUUCAUCUGACCCACUAGCAGCUACUCUAUUCUGAUACUUUGAUUUGUUUUCUUACUCCCAGAACACUGCAGUUUUGGGAGGAUUGCAAGAUCCGGUAAAAUUCUUGGAAAAGGAUUAACCCUAUGAUCACAUCUGAGGAGAGGCACUGUGUCACUUACGCUUCUUGAGGCUGGCUUAUUUUAAUUUUUUUUUAAAAACGUGCAUUUUGUACUAGUGGCUCUAGUGCCCUCCGCUGUAGUUCUAUGUUGGUGCUAAAAACCAAACAAAAAUAUGAUUGAUACAUGUGCCAAAGUACUUCAGUGGUUUGUUUGGAAGAAUACAAUGGUGGGAAACUUAGUAUCUCCCCCCUCCCCCCACCAACACUCAUCUCAUACUCAUCAGGGCCAAUCUGCAUGGUACUUCAUUGCUGUAGUAAACUGCAUUUAUGUAAUGGUUCUCUGUACUCUUCUGUAAUAUUUAGUACAGCAGAUUUAUAUAGAUCCCCCUGAUUGUGUUGGAGAGUUUCCCCACCAACACCAGGUGUCCCUGGAAGAGACAUGGAAACUCCCUGCAAUUCAAGGAUCUGUAUGGCAAGCCAUGGUAGAUGUUAGAGUGGGGUGAGGAGAGUUACUGUAUGUAAGCUUCCUUUUUCAGAGAAAAUAGCAUUGAAGAACACCCAGCAGUAUAAUGAAUAAUGUGGUUUGUCUGAGAAGGGAAAUGUUCUCAUUUGUGGUCUUCAUAUAAUUGAUUUCAAAUUUGGAUAGCAUAUAUUGCCCUAGGCUUGGGAGUAGUUCCUGUAUGUGUGUUUGGUGGUUCAACACAUUGGCUCCUGCCUUUUCCACAAGCCGAGAAACAUGAAAACAAGCAGAUGACCCUUCCAUUUGAUUAAUUGUACUUAGGGCUUUUAACAAUAAUUGAAGAAUAGCGCCUGCUUGACUCUCUCCAAGGAUCUGUGCUAAACACUCCUGUCUGGACUGUGCAGGGUUAACAGCCUUGUAGGGGGAAUCCAGCCACAUUGGAUAGUUCAGUUCAUGCUCCCUUCCUUCCUUCCUUUUAUGGUUUGCUUGAGUCCUCCCUCUGGGGUCUCACUAUCCUUAACUUCAUUGGCCUUACCCCUAUUUCAUUUCUUGAUGUAGGCUAGUCCCCAGAACAAGGGUUUCCCUUUUCUGGGGCCCCACCACCACCAGUAGUCCGAACAGCUUGUUAGAAGUAGCUGUUUACUUCCCAUCAGUGAGGUCAAUUUCAGUGGAACUUUUGGAUUUUAAAACACACCUAAAUAGUAAUAAAAAAACAACAUUCUUGAUUAAUUUUGAAAAGCUUUUUUUUACUCUGUUUGUAAAACCCUCAUAGAAGCUUAAAAAUAAAACUCUUUCCCUAAA
Eublepharis macularius is the source of this 9973-nucleotide messenger RNA. It is a transcript of the gene MAP2K7, whose product is annotated as mitogen-activated protein kinase kinase 7. The transcript has 12 exons. The coding region runs from base 16 to 1329 and encodes 437 amino acids. Gene Ontology annotation, biological process: protein phosphorylation. The record is from RefSeq and is a predicted model, not a curated record. Gene Ontology annotation, molecular function: ATP binding; protein kinase activity. NCBI's taxonomy places the organism in Eukaryota, Metazoa, Chordata, Lepidosauria, Squamata, Eublepharidae.